Messenger RNA from Gloeophyllum trabeum ATCC 11539, 5070 nucleotides. RefSeq names its product kinesin-like protein. Gene Ontology annotation, cellular component: kinesin complex; microtubule. Lineage: Eukaryota; Fungi; Basidiomycota; Agaricomycetes; Gloeophyllales; Gloeophyllaceae. Bases 46 to 4872 code for a protein of 1608 amino acids. The record is from RefSeq and is a predicted model, not a curated record. Gene Ontology annotation, biological process: microtubule-based movement; cytoskeleton-dependent intracellular transport. Gene Ontology annotation, molecular function: microtubule binding; ATP hydrolysis activity; ATP binding. The transcript is spliced from 19 exons.
CCCGGACGGUGGCAUUCUACUGGAGGACAUUAGACAGACUAGACCAUGGUCGAGGCGGGCGAUGGCAACAUCAAGGUCGUUGUGCGAUGUCGGCCCCUCAACUCCCGCGAGCUCGCAAAGGGCGCCAAGCCGCUCAUCCGCAUGCAGGGCAACCAAACGUUCCUCGACCCGCCCGAGCCAGGGUCUGCACAGGCGGGGGCAGGUCGCGCAACGGAACGGAAGACGCUAGCGUUUGCGUUUGAUAAGAGCUAUUGGUCGGCGGGGCCGAAGGACGAGCCGGGCUAUGCAUCACAGCAGACGCUGUACAAUGAUCUAGGGACGGAAUUGCUAGACCACGCUUUUUCGGGCUUCAAUGCGUGUAUUUUUGCUUAUGGGCAAACGGGAUCUGGGAAGUCUUACAGUAUGAUGGGAUACGGUGCCGACAAGGGAAUCAUUCCUUUGACAUGUUGUGAACUCUUCAACCGCGUAGAGCAGAAGAAAGCCGCGGACCCCAAUAUCAACUUUCAGGUUGAAGUCUCGUAUAUCGAGAUAUACAACGAGAAAGUCCGAGACCUUCUAAACCCUAAGAACUCGGGCAACCUAAGAGUGCGAGAACACCCAAGCUUGGGCCCGUACGUGGAAGACUUGUCAAAGCUAGUGGUCAACAGCUACGAUGAGAUGAUGACGUUGAUGGACGAGGGUAACAAGGCGCGUACGGUGGCCGCUACUAACAUGAACGAGACCUCGUCGCGUUCACAUGCCGUGUUCACACUGCUGCUCACGAUGAAGCGGCACGACGUCGAUACCAACCUGGACACGGAGAAGGUGUCGCGGAUCAACUUGGUCGACUUGGCCGGGUCGGAACGUGCCAACUCUACAGGCGCUACAGGUCAACGGCUGAAGGAGGGUGCGAACAUCAACAAGUCCCUUACCACGCUCGGUAAAGUCAUCUCAGCGUUGGCGGUGGCCAGUCAGGCGGAAGGAAAGAAGAAGAAGAAGGGCGGAGAUGAUUUCGUGCCUUAUCGUGAUUCCGUCUUGACAUGGCUGCUAAAGGACAGUUUGGGCGGGAAUUCCAAAACAGCCAUGAUUGCAGCCAUCUCGCCUGCCGACUACGACGAAACACUGAGUACCCUCCGCUACGCUGAUCAGGCCAAGAAGAUCCGGAACAAGGCCGUCAUCAAUGAGGACCCCAACGCCAAGCUUGUGCGCGAGCUCAAGGAGGAGCUCGAGAUGCUUCGCGCGCGGGUCUCGGGCUCGGGCGGGGCGGAGGAAGUGUACGACCCGAAGAUCCCGCCGGAGAAGCAGAAGGUCACGUAUCAGGCGAAGGACGGGACGCUGAAGACGGUGACGAAGGCCGAGCUGCAGGAGCACCUUGAGCAGAGCGAGAAGCUGAUGCAGAGUUUGAAUGAGACGUGGGAGGAGAAGAUGAUCAAGACGCAGGAGGUGCAGAAAGAGCGAGAGAAGGCACUGGAGGAGCUGGGUAUCACAGUCGAGAAGAAUAAUGUAGGCGUACAUACGCCUAAGAAGAUGCCCCAUCUUGUGAACUUGAACGAAGAUCCCCUCAUGAGUGAAUGCUUGAUCUACCAACUGAAGCAGGGUCAAACUAUGGUUGGCCGAAUGGACAGUGCCAAGCCUGCUGCCAUCAGGCUCAGCGGGGAGAAUAUCUUGGAGGAGCACUGCUACUUCGAGAACAAUGAUGGGAAGGUCACCCUCCAUGGACUCCCCGACGCUGUUACGUUUUUAAACGGUCGGCAAAUUACUCCCGGCCAACCGUACAAACUGAAGUCUGGCUUCCGUAUCAUCAUGGGUGAGCACCAUGUCUUCCGGUUCAACAAUCCCGAGGAGGUUCGCAAGCAACGUGACCGUGCUGCGACCAAGUCGAAACUGUCAAUAAGUGCGUCAGCUGCCGAUCUGGAAGCAGCUGCCGCUGCGGACGGUACCGCCUCUCCUGCCAUCCCUCCGGAAGAGACCUCCAGCUCUGGAGAUCCUGAAGACGUGGACUGGACAUUUGCUAAGAGGGAAGCUGCGUUCUUCAAGUUGGGGUUGGAUCCUGCUUUGGACAACCUGCCAGAUGAAGACUUGAAUAAGCUUUUCGACAAGAUCGCCAAAGUGAAGACUAUGCGUGACCACCAUGCGAAGUCCCGUCCGGAGAGCAGCCUUAGUCAAGCCGAUGACAUAUGGAGCGAGUCGGGCAGACCACUUGCCAGCGACGCGUUCACGGAUGAUACCAGUGUGGAUGUCUGGACGAACCAUAGCAGUCCUGAUAUCGGCGGCCCUCUGAAGGAUGUGCAGAAUCAACUGGAAACGCAACGCGUGGAAUUCGAGUCUCGGCUGCAGGCCAUUACAGAGUCUUCUGAGGCUGAGGACCUGAAGGUAGAAAAGGAACAGAUGGAGCAUCAGCUGAGGCUGGUCAAGAAUCAUAUGAAACGCCUCAUAGAUGCCCGGGCUCGUGGCGAAGACGUCGAGAUGGAACCUAUUGAGCCGGUCUUCUAUAGUGCGAAACAGCUUCGACUGAUACGCAAGGUCCUGGACAAGUGGCGCUCGCAUCGUUCGUUCUCUAUGGCGGAAGCGGUCCUAUCUAACGCGGUGCUAGUGAAAGAGGCCAAUGUGAUUAGUAAAGAGCUCGAGAAGGAUGUCUCUUACAAUUUCACCAUCGCCUCCGGAGGUUCGCUGGCUCGACCAGCCUCUGCAGUAGAUACUAUUGCGGGUCUAGACGAAUUCGGAGACGUCGCUGACCGUGCGCUGGCGUCGGCCACGCAGCCUUCGGUAGCCAUCAAGGUACUUGACAAACGUCACAAUGCCAUCUACCUGUGGUCUUUGGACCGUAUGCAGCAGCAAAUACAGCGAAUGCGCAAUCUUACAACCUUCAUCGAUCGGCCCUCUUAUUCCAGGCAUUUCUCCUUGGAAGACGCGUUCUACGACUCGCCCCCUCCCGAAUAUUCGUUCAUCGGGAAUGCCUUAAUCUCACUUGCCCCACUGUAUCGCCGUCUAUCCUCUACCGCCGUUGUACCUAUUUUCUGCAGGUAUACAGCAGAGGCAAUCGGCUCGUGUCGCGUGGAUAUCAAGAUCGUGAACGUCGUGCCUUCCCAAAAAUUUCAGGCGGCUUCGAGUGCUUCGACGCGCUCUUCAUCACCUGUACCGGGAGCUGUCCCACCUGGGAGCAAGCUCAGCUUCUUCCUGACCGUCGACUCUGUCAAAGGUCUAUCAUCUCACGAGUUCUCCUCAGUGCAUCUCCAAGUUCGCCUCUCUUCCUUCGUUGGGCCUACCAUCACUGCUGAGGAAGUAUUCCCUUCGGUGGCCAUAGACAUUGACAACUCAUCUCUGUCAGAACUGAAGUUCCGACGUGCCUUCUCGAUCGCAGCAACAUCGAAGGUCUUGGCUCAUCUACGUCAAGGGUACGCGCCCAUUGAAUUCUUUGCUUCGGUGCGACCGACGUACCUUGAGCGUUUGGAGCGCUGGGAUGAAUUGCGAGAGCAGAAAGGCUAUUUCCAGGGAUCGUCAAGUACUCCGCAGGAACCCGAGGCCCCGCCCAGUGUUCCACAGCCUAUGCGCCGUUCUGAGACAGACUUUGUUGUCGAACAAGUUCAUGACGUAGUAAUGUGGCUUCAAGUCUGCGAGCUGGCGCCGGACGGUGAAUAUACCCCCGUGCCCGUGCUUUCUCAAGGGCACCUCGACCCCGGCUCCUUCACAUUGCAUCAGGGUUUACAGCGACGUCUCGCGAUCACUCUCAAUUCUAGCUCAGGUCGUCAGCUGCCGUGGGCAGAGGUCACGAAAGUUCGAUUAGGUAACGUCCGACUACUGGACGCAAAGGGACGCGUGCAUGAGUCGACAUCCAAGGCUCUCAUUACCUUGCCGCUACUUAGAGAUCAAAAAGUUGAUUUCAAGCCGGACGGGACGGGUUCACUGGCUGCGGAGGCUCUCUGGGACUCCAGUGUGCAUGAUUCCGUCCUGCUGAACAGAGUUACAGCAGCGAAUCAGCGUGUCCUAGUGCAGCUGAGUCUCUCAGUGGCCGUAGAGACGUGUGCCGAUCCCAUUCCCUUUAACGUAGACGUCGCAGUGACAAUACGCACGCGGGACGCCAGACCUCCUUCCAGACUCAUAUCAUUCUUGGGCACGACCAAGAUCCUGACCAAGACCAGUAGCGUCUUCAAUGUCCGUCUCACUCCUCCCUUGACCCGUUCACCGAAGGAGCUAUGGCGGCUGGAUACGUCAGAAGUUUAUGUCCGUGGUGAGGAGAGCCUUGCGACCUGGAAGCCUCGGGGGGUGUCGGUAGUCGAAGACUACGUACGGCUGGUCAAGACAGAGCGACGCGCGGCAGACGUUCAGGCGGUACGCGUUAUUCUGGCAGCCUCCGCACAGAAACCCGCACCGGAAGGCCUUGCCACCUGGGGCUCGGAUGACUUGCUCAGGAAGUCUGUGGAGCUGUGGCAGAAGAAGUUCGGCCAUCAGGGCGAUAUCGUCAUCAGCCAAGAGCCUUCAGAAACCGAUGGUUCCGCUUCAUCCCCUGGCGUUCGGACGCCUGAUGUAGAAUCCCUGGAAUCAAUGAAACUAAUAGGUAACUCGAAGCUGGUGCCCCGCAGUGAUACGCCGACAAAGAAAGGCCACCUCAUGAUACUGACGGACGCUAGUCAGAACACCUGGGAGAAACGGUGGUUUGUUCUUCGAAGACCCUACCUUCAUAUCUAUUCCCAUUCAAAUGAGUUAGAGGAACUCGGCGUUGUUAGCUUAAGUGGCGUCAACGUCGAGAGCAAUCCGGAUAUGGAAACAUUACUAGGAAAACCAUUCGCGUUCACGCUCUUUACCUCAUCGAACUCUUACGCCCUAUCCGCUCCCAACUUAAAAGAGCUGCAGUCAUGGACAACUAAGCUUGAUCCGACGCGCCUUCCUUCCUGACACGGCGAGUCACGUCCCUCUUUGUGAUCGGUCGCUUCACGUAUAAUAUCUCUAUUCGAAAAUAUUGUUCAAUUGCAUACCCCCUUGUCGUCUUAUGAUAUCAUGUUUAGAAUGUCGCAUUGCAUACUUAUCCACAUGUAGUUUUUCUGUUACCACCACACGACUGUCAUGAACUGAUGUCUUCUUCAUGUUGUCUCC